AUUUUUAGUCAUGUGUCUGAUGUGGUGAAACAGGAUGUUUAUGCUGACAACACAAUGUCCAUUUUGCCGGAAUAAUAGAGACACAACAAUUACGAAAUAGAAAAAUAAAAUAAAAAUAAAGCAAAAAAAGUUUUUGUGUUUUUAAACCUAAAAGUGAAAGUGAUUAAAUUGAUUUAAUUUAAUUUAUAUAAUCCGUUAAAAAAAAAAACAUAGAAAGCAUAAAAGAAAAUGUUAUAACUAUAAUAGACAGCUGUGUUGAAAUUUUGCCCAAAACAAAAGUAAAUUGUUAUUAAUAAAUUGAAUACCUUUUUUGAAAAAAAAAAACGAGACCCAAACAAAAAAUAAAAAAAAUUAUAUUAAAUUUUAGUAAAUAUUUCGUUGAAAUUUUUUUGUUUCCUUCUAUAUAAAUAUUGUUUUAACCUUCAGCUUUAAAAGUUAUAUUUAUUUACUCUCUUUUGGGUUAUUAAUAUUAUUUUUGGCAAUUGUCAAAGUGUUUGAGAAUGUGUGCGUGUUAAGUGUUUUAUUAUACUUUUGGUGUUUCGGUAAAGAAUAAAGAUACGUGUUAAUGUUUGAGUUACUUUAAUAAAAAUAUCAAAAAAAAAAAAAAAAUACAACAACACACAACAUUGAAAGGAAUUUUGCUAGAGUUUGUGAGUGCAGAAAACUAAAAUUCAGCAACAUGGCGAUGGAAUGGAUAACUGCUAUGGACAAGAGACCUUGUGACCGUAAUCUGCGAGAUGUUGAAUUGAUAUCCUGUCGUCUGCGUCGAGUGGAGCCGCUGUGUCGCCUUCCUGGCUCAGCAUUGCAGCAAUUGGCCAUGUGCGGUUUUUAUGAAGAUCUUGAAAAAGGCGUUACACUUUUUCGUGCCGGUGAACAAGGUCGUUUUUGGUAUGCUGUUUUAGGUGGCUCUUUGGAGGUUCGCUAUCAUGCCACCGAUGCCGAUGGAAAGUCACCAGUAACUUUGUGUAAUUUGGGUGUUGGAGCAACUUUUGGGGAAUCAAUAUUACACGAUUUACCACGUGAUAGUACUGUGGUAACAAAGACAACCUGUGAGCUGUUACGUGUGGAACAACAGGAUUUUCGUUUAAUUUGGGAGGCCCCUAAAAAUCAUUAUAAUUGCAAUUUUGAAACGCAUUGUCCUCAAGGCUGUAUGAAAAACAAGGAAUUAAUGAAUGAUAUUAUCACCAGUUGUAAAUUGAAAAAUGGUUUCGGUCCUGCUGUUCAACAACAACAACAAACAAAUUCAUCACCCACAAAACGACCAUUAAGUCCUGAUCAUCCAAAUCCGGCGCUACCAAUAACAGAGUCUCCUAGUCCUGCUAUGAAUCGUAUGGGAUGGGCUUUACGAACAUUAUUGGUUGCUGACAGCUCAAGUUGUUUAAAGGAUAGAAAAGUUUCUGGCAAACUUAUACGUAAGUGUGCUCCUGGUACUGAACUAGUAGAUUGGUUGGUGAAUUUAUCGCCCAUUGUUCAUACAAGAGCCCAAGCGGCUGGCAUGUGGCAAGCUUUACUGGAGGAAGGAAUAUUAUCACAUGUUAACAAAGAACAACCCUUUAAGGAUAAAUGUUUUCUAUAUCGAUUUCGUGUUGAUGAAGAAGGUACCGCGGGCGGUCACCCCUCCACAGACGAUCUAAAUGCUAGUAAUGAACAUGUACGUGAAGCUUUAAGUAGUCUGCUACAGCGAGGACCUGACGCUACGUUACGUAUGAUUUUACGAAAACCCUCACAUGAACGCACACCCGAAGAAUUAGAAUUGGUAUUUGAGGAACUUUUACAUAUUGCAGCAUUAUCGCAUUUAUCAACAAGUAUUAAACGUGAAUUAUCAUCGAUUAUUGUUUUUGAAUCUCAUGCACAAGCUGGUACCAUCUUAUUCAGUCAAGGUGAUGAGGGACGUUCUUGGUAUAUAAUACUGAAAGGUUCCGUGGAUGUUGUAAUACAUGGCAAAGGCACUGUGGCCACCCUUAAGAGUGGUGAUGACUUUGGUAAACUGGCUUUGAUUAACGACGCACCCAGAGCUGCUACCAUAGUUUUGAAAGAAAACAAUUGCCAUCUGUUGCGUGUGGAUAAAGAACAUUUCAAUCGUAUUCUACGUGAUGUUGAGGCAAAUACUUUAAGAUUACAAGAGCAUGGUAAAGAUGUUUUAGUUUUAGAACGUGUUGCAAAGCAAAGAGGACAGCAUUCGGCAUUUAAAUACACUGUCAUGUCGGGUACACCUUCAAAGAUGUUGGAACAUUUAUUAGAGACUCGUUUGGGUAGUCAAGUCAGCGGUGUGGAUCCUUUCUUAGAUGAUUUCCUGCUGACACAUAUUGUUUUUAUGCCAGUUGUACAGCUGGUGGAUGAAUUGGCUAAUUAUUUUCAUUGUGACACCAAUGACGGUGCCCAAACUCCCGACGAUCGGGAAUAUAUAGUGAAUUUCAAGAAACGAGUUAUACAAUUUAUGCAAAAAUGGGUAAUGGCUGUACGACAUGCAGCCUUCGAUGAGCCCAGUGUCUGUGAUUUUAUCGAAGAAUUAGCGGCCGAAGUCGAAGCCGAUCCGGAGCUACAGGAAGAAACUAGUAUUAUACACAACAUACUCACACAAAUGGCACGCUAUCAAGAUGAUCGUAAUCAGAAUGCCGGACAAAAAUGGAAACUGCCACCAAAUGGUCAGCCUAUAUGUUUGUUUAGUGGUAAUUUAACACCCUCGAAAACCGUUAUAAGGCCGGAUGAUGAUAUUAUAUUCCGUGUGUAUUGUGCUGACCACACAUAUUGCACCCUGCGUUUUCCAUUGCAUACGACAGCGGAAAUAAUUAAAGCCUGUGCUGCCGACAAACUACAAUUGAAUCGUGGCCCCGAGGAUUUAUGUUUAGUAGAAGUCAAAUCGAAUGGUGAACGUUCUGUUUUCAAGGAUAAUGAUGUUAGUAUACCCACUGGUUUGAGUUUAAAUGGACGUCUCUUUGUCUCCGUUAAGGAUCAUCUAGAUGCAUUGACACCUUUGUCAGAGCAAGAGGGUCCUACGGAAGGCAUUGAAAUUGAUUUGGAAUUGUUGAGUACCAAAGAAUUAGCAUAUUAUAUAACAACAUUUGAUUGGGAUCUAUUUUGGGCGGUGCAUGAAUAUGAACUGCUGUAUCACACCUUUGGUCGUCAUCACUUUGGAAAGGUGAGUUUUUUCCGAUUUAAAUUAAUAAUGUUUUAUUUAGUAACAAUUAGUGUUGAACAAAUAGGGGCUAGUAAUAUAAAAAAAAAAAUAAAAAAAAAAUCGAAUUUAACUUGUAAUAGAAUUUGUAAACAAAAUUUAGUUAAAUCAAUAAAAUACAAAACUAAACUCACUUCCCCCCUAUUACAAAUUUUUAGCCAGGAUAUCGUGUGGUAAGUUUUAAAUGAAAAUAAAAUUUAAAAAAAUUAAAGCUAAAUGUGUUCGUUACAAAACUACCGUUGUUAAAUUGAAUGCUUAAUUAAGUUUUAUUUGUGGCGAAAGAAACAAAAAACAUAUUGUAUUUAAAACAUGUAAUAGUGACAAAAUUGGCAAAGCCGAAUUUCAAAUACCCUUCACCAUUGUGAUAUUUAUGUUUUUUUAAUAAUUUUUUUCUUAAUUUUGAAAA
Messenger RNA from Lucilia cuprina (Australian sheep blowfly), 3581 nucleotides. RefSeq names its product rap guanine nucleotide exchange factor 4 (gene Epac). The coding region runs from base 680 to 3352 and encodes 890 amino acids. Gene Ontology annotation, molecular function: guanyl-nucleotide exchange factor activity; cAMP binding. Gene Ontology annotation, biological process: spermatogenesis; Ras protein signal transduction; positive regulation of GTPase activity. The record is from RefSeq and is a predicted model, not a curated record. NCBI's taxonomy places the organism in Eukaryota, Metazoa, Arthropoda, Insecta, Diptera, Calliphoridae. Gene Ontology annotation, cellular component: plasma membrane. The transcript is spliced from 17 exons.